This is a messenger RNA of Cutaneotrichosporon cavernicola, 1524 nucleotides long. RefSeq lists its product as uncharacterized. The transcript has 5 exons. Gene Ontology annotation, biological process: DNA-templated DNA replication. Gene Ontology annotation, molecular function: chromatin binding. NCBI's taxonomy places the organism in Eukaryota, Fungi, Basidiomycota, Tremellomycetes, Trichosporonales, Trichosporonaceae. The record is from RefSeq and is a predicted model, not a curated record. Bases 1 to 1524 code for a protein of 507 amino acids.
AUGCUCCCAGUAGACGACAUCAUCAGGAUAACUCUCCGCGAGACGGAUGGUGACGUAACGCCCGAGCAGCAGGCCGCCCUCCUCACACAAGUCCAGGAAGCCCUUCAACGCCCAGAGACGAUCCCCGCAUUCAGCAACGACUCGCGGCCGCUCACGCUUGUCCGCUUUCGCGCCCUCCUCCAGGACACUGGAUACCCUGCGGAGGUGUACCUUCCUCCUAACGCCGACGCAAAUGACUGGAGCCAGCUGCGCGAGCGCUGGGUCGGAUGGGCUGUCGAGAUUCCAGGCGAGCAAGAAUGGGUGAGGCACGCUCCUGGAGAGCUCUCUUCGGCUCUUUCUGGUCUGUCUCUGGAACCCAACCAUUCCGUGAUCAAGGACAAACACCCCACAGCCAAGGGGACAGAGUAUACCGGCGCCCUGCUGAAGGUGUACGACGACUUCUCUCCAUCCCCUGCAUCGACAUAUGCUGUCGUCGGACUCGUCUCAGCCGCUCCGAUGCCCACGUCGCUCGAUGACGACGAGCCCGCCCUCGCGCCAGCGAUCCACGCGCUUACACUAACUCCGAUCGGGAAUGCGCCGCGGCCCUCCUCCUCUGCUGUGCGUGCUGACCUCCUCGCCUACCUUGCCAGCGCGUUCUCUCCGCCCGACGAACACGCCGCCGAACUACUCCUCCUAUCACUCCUAGCCUCUCCAGCCGUGCGCCCGGCGGGCCACGCCCCGCUGGGCACGUUUGCGCUUAACCUUGUGCGCCCGCGACCAUCGUCCGAUCCCCUUCAUUCCCGGUUAGCAACCCUCGCGCCGGCAGCCAUACACAUCCCCCUCACUUUGCCCCUGCUGCAUGCCGAGCGAUUCCGGCCGAAGAGUGACGGAGCCUCCCUUGCUCCUGGGAUGCUCCAGCUAGCGCCCGGUACCCUCCUCCUCGUCGACGAAGACGGAUUGGGCGCCGGUGGCGCGCUCAGCGAGGUGGCACUGCGUAACCUCCAAGCCCUCAGGGAUGCAGUGGAACACCAGGCCGUCAACUACGAGUAUCCGUACAUGGACGGCGUGCGGAUUGAGUGCGCGCUCCGCGCAGUCGUCAGCGGCGAAGGCAAGAGCCUCCUUCCUUGCGACGCCGUGCUCCCCGUUUCCCUCACCGAGUCGGCUGAGGCGGCCAGCGAGGAGCAGCUCACGGCCUUCAGGCAGUACCUGGCCGAGCACGGAGGCGCAGAGCACGCCGCGGCGCUGACGAUCCCCGAAGCUGUUGCCACGGCGAUUCAGGACCUUUUUGUGGAGGAGCGUCGAGCUGGUCGCGGUACCGACGACGCAGAAGGUCGCCUCAAGCGGCGCAUGAAAAUCGCCCGCCUCCUCGCCCUCUCACAUCCUGAAGCGGAGCUCACGGAGGCGCUUUGGGCCCGUGCGCUCGUCCUCGACGACGAGAUUGAGCGGCGCGAGGCCGCGCGGGAGUCCGAGCGCCAGGACCGCAAGCUCGGCGCACCCAACGGCCACAGCCACGCCAACGGCCACUCACAAACCAACGGCCAUUAG